CGGUAGCCUACAUCUGACUUCAGAGACGUGUUUCCAGUGAGCGACUAAGCACUGAAGUUAGUUGUUCAUAUUUUUUCCGAUUCGGCCUUGUGACAUGCCGGUGUUUGUGGAGGAUCCUGCUCACUUCUCCAAAUCUCGACUCAAGUCAGAUUUAAUUGCCCACAAUGUUGCGCUGCCACCCUCCAAGAGCAAGAAGGAAGCUUAUGUGGAGCUGCACAUGAAACACGUUGAUCAAAAACACGCUGCGGAUUUCUCCAGCGACGAGGAGGAUCAAGUGCAAGAAGAGGAGGAGGAAGAUCCAGACGAUACAGAAAUGCCCGACCCAAGUGGUUUGACUGAUGACGACCUCAGGGCUGCAUUGCUUGUGCACGGAGUCAAAGCUGGGCCCAUAGUCGCUUCCACCAGGGCCUUGUAUGAGCAGAAGCUCAGGAAAUUGCUUCAGUCUGAUGGACAUGACAAAAUGAAUGGAACAGAGAAAGCUGUACUGUACUCUGACAGUGAAGAAGAGGAGGAAAAUGGGGAAGAGGACGAUGAAGAAUCAGGUUCUGAAGGAGCAAAACAAGAAACUGUUGAACAGUCAGAAAAGACCCAGAAAGAGAGCCGCCAGGUGAGAGAAGUAGAGUUGCUUUUUCAGAAAGGUGGUUAUGUUUACCCGCAGUGUUUUUUACCCUCAUCAAGACUGCGUGCUCGUGCUUCCCGACACAGGGAACCUAGUACCAAGUGGAAUUCAGGGAAUGUGUUAAAAUCAUCAGAGCAGGGUCGGUCUAGGUGCUCCCAGAUUCCUGCAGGAAUUAGUAGAGCAUCCUCUGUUGAUCAACGCUCAGGAUUAGGAUCAGGGAUGGAGAGUCAGACGUCACUCUCUCCUAAUGUAGACACUGAGAGAGAGUUCAAUGGGAGCAAUGUUCAGGAGCAUUGGUCGCGGUCCAACAGGCUGGACAUGCCAGCUGUAGACAAGAAGAACCAUUCUGUGUACUACACUCCCGAGGCUUCCACUUAUGAAAGGAAAACAAAGCUUCCUCCGGAGCCUGUGAAAGAUAUUUACAAGGACUUGAUUCCAGACACUAAGACCACACUUACAGGGAUCCAUGCCACUCGCCGGAGACCAAUCAAGGGUGCAGCAGGGAGACCUAUCCAGUACGCAUAUCCAGAUACUCCUGCCAGUCCCACCACCCUGGAGAGGCGAGAGGUGGAGCGCCGCCUUGUACCCAUCCACAUACAGAUUUUGGUCUUCUUCAUUGUGGCGUCCCUCUUGUACUUCAUUUAUGCUUGUAUUGAAGACAACUCAUUCAAUCCGUUUGUGGCCUUAUUGGACAUUCUAAGCCAGGAGUCAGACAUCAAGGAGGGGCUUUUGCUUCAGGCUGAGACCCAGAACAGACCAGCACUCUUUGGACAGGAGUAAAACUCAGUUUCUACGGAUGUGAAGGUUGCUUUUUUUUGUUAAUGUUUCAGCUUUUACCAAGCCAGCUAUCCAUAAUGACUUUGGGAAACAUUCAAGGUGCACAUAUUCAUUUCAACACUUUUUUGUUGACUGUGUUUGUGUGUCUUUUUGGGAGUUUGUUUCUGUUUUCAAACCUCAAAGUCCAGUUUUACGGUUUUAUGUUACCAAAAAUGCUCUUGUUCCUGUAGUCAAAACAAUGGCAAAAGUACAGUGAUGCAAUCAAGACUUUAGAGAUCUGAAUAGUUUCUCAAAUGUAUAAAUAAUAAGGAUGUGGUUAUUUUUGCUAUUAACUAACCCAUAUUGUGUAAUGUUUUGGUGUCUUUUCAAUUAUUACAUGUCAGUGUACUGUUGUAUGAUGUGUGGUUUUUGUUUUUUAAUAUUUAAAACAUAUUUCAAUAAAGGA
Messenger RNA from Scomber scombrus (Atlantic mackerel), 1841 nucleotides. RefSeq names its product LEM domain containing 1 (gene lemd1). The record is from RefSeq and is a predicted model, not a curated record. Lineage: Eukaryota; Metazoa; Chordata; Actinopteri; Scombriformes; Scombridae. Gene Ontology annotation, molecular function: DNA binding. Bases 95 to 1399 code for a protein of 434 amino acids. The transcript has 10 exons.